Messenger RNA from Diatraea saccharalis (sugarcane borer), 2610 nucleotides. The record is from the annotation of a GenBank genome assembly. NCBI's taxonomy places the organism in Eukaryota, Metazoa, Arthropoda, Insecta, Lepidoptera, Crambidae.
UAGUAUCAGCUGAUUCAGUCAUCGGCGAUAUAAGAUAAAAUAUCUUGAAGAAAAUUACUGGAAAUUAGAAUAGCGUCACGUUAUUGUAACAGCGAACGAAACGCCGUGAGUCAGAGGAUAGCAGUCGACGCAAGCGCGCUGCAGACUCGUGCAAUUACUUUUUUUAUGGAGACAAUUUUCUAAAUUCAAAAGAGUACCGCGCUUGUGACUAGAAAACGAAACGAAACGAUUUUUUUUUUCAUUCGAAACAAAAUAACAGAACACGAAAUACAAUUUUUUGAAUUUUUCGUAGUGUCAAUAAGUGUAUAAACAUUAGUGAAAUGUUGUGAUUGUUAUUUUUAUAAUGGAACGAAGUGUUUUGGCGGAUACAAGGCACAUCCAUUGGAGUUCUGAACUGCAUUCCGAAUACCGCAGCACGUACAGAUGGCACGAGUACAAGGAGCAGCAGCAACAGCAGCAGCAGGGUGUGGUGAAGCAGCCCGCGCCCACCCCUCCCAAUGUGUUGCCACUUACAAGAGGGCCGAUGGAGCCGGCGAUGCCCAGACGCAAGAAGUAUCCAGGUGUUGCGUACAAGUCGAACGAACUGUUCGAUCCAGCGCCUGCGGACGACAUCAGGCCACAGCAAACUUCUGCAUUUGAUAGAGCAAGGAGCACCCAGAGGAAUGACACAGACCGCGCCGGGCGGCGCAGCAAGUCUGAGGGGCCUCGUCAGCCGAGAUGGACCGAUACCGUAGAACCAAAGGUCACAGCCUUAGGUGAAGUGAUGGUAGCGAAGGAGCCUGAUGUGGUUAGCACCGAAUAUAGGAACCAAUUCGCAUGGCCCAAAGACUCCACUGACUCUGUACCCAGGAAGAGUAUCUCCAUGGGAGCGUUGAAGAAGGCCGCCGCUGCUGAAGGGUCCGUGGAAGCGGAGCCUCUCAUGAACCAUGUGGAUGACCACGAUGACAAGCGGUACAUAGAAGACUACCUCUGGAACGGGCAGAAGCCUGGCGUGCAGAGAAAAUCGACGUUCCGUAGCGCGCUAUCGGCCCUCAUAUCCAACGGGGAGGAUCGUUCCAAAGAUAAUAGGAAACGUUACAAAAGCGAGUACAAAAAGAAAUUUAGACCGUUCUCUCAAUACGUGUACGAGGCGUCUAAAGGGACAUUUACGAAAUGCAGGGGGAAAGGGAAGACGAAUGACGAGGCGAGCGAGAGGAUGCUAGGUGCGAGCGGGGGGUCAGGCACGGGGCAGGGCGCGGGGGGGAAGUCUGGGGCUGGGGUUAGUACGGGGGAGGGACAGGGCGCGGUGGGGGAAGACAGUGCGAGUACGCUGCGAGCGGCGGGUCUGCAACCUCUGGGACUCGCGCAGGGCGACUCCUGGUACCGCGAAGUGCUGGACCUGCGCAAGCGCGCUGGUGAAUACAAGUACCGUGGCUGGGGAACCGAACUUGCUCCUGAACACAUCACACAGCUUUACAAUAAGCAAAUCGAGCUCUGGUACCAAGUGUCGCGACGGUCCUCGCUGUCAGCCCUAUCACUUGCUUCCACCAAUCACAAACCGUUGCCAAGAGACGAGAAGGACGGCAAGGAGUCAAAGGGUCACUCUCCUAAGAAGUUCAGAUCUUUCCGAUCAGCGCCUCAUCAGUCCAUCCACGCGAAGCUCCAGGAGACGAAGGCUCUGGAACGGUCCCCCCAUAAGACUUCGCCCCAGAAGCAGAGGAAGAAGCUUCAAGGACAUAGCUUCGAUGAGGGCGCGGCUCACGAUGGUGCGAAAACCGGGGAGAACUCAGCGUUCCGGUCGCCGCGUCGUCGGCCGCGCUCGGCGGACCCCGCGCCCGCGCACCCCGCGCCGCUCGGCAAGCACCUGCCCAACGGCCACGAGCCGCACCCGCGCCCGCCCAAUGACUUUUUUUCUGUAGGUUUGCCGUUGAGUAGAGGGGUUAGUAAUAGAGUUAGGUCAACAUCGCGCGGGGGACGUUCCCCGUCAGCGCCGAGCAAAACUGGUACGCCCGGGGUUAAUGGGACUGGGCCGAAUGUGGCACAGAUGGUGAACGGGGCAACGGGGACUCCGGGCAGGGGCCGCCGCAGUCGCAGCGUGUCAAAAGUGGGCAUAAAACUGGACGACGAGAUACCCAACCACCGGAGUGCGUCAGUUGCAAAAGAUCAUUUCUUCGAUGACUCACCGAUUGUCAAAUCGCCACCGGAACCUACCCGAGUGAAGUCCCCGGAGCAAAUGAACAUGCGUUCCCCUGACCCGGUCAACUGGACGGUCCCGUUAGACACCGGGAAGACAUUUACCGUCACGCAAAACGUAAAGAGCGAUGAAAGUGUUAAGCGCCCUAACUCUGAGUUUAAGGGUGGGUCAAUAGCGGAGGAAGGCGCCACCGUGAAGCCGGCAGGUACGACGACCACCGUCACCGCCUAGACCAUCGGCCAUACACGUUUUAAUGAGUGUGACAGACAGUCAUGCGACAGUGAACUUUAAAUCACACGACUCAAAGUCAAAAUUAGAGAUCACUGCCACAUAAGCACGACACACGAUCGACACCAGAAAUAUUUAUAUAUAAUCUGUUUUAUAUUAUAUUUAUUGAUAGACCAUGAUUAAAUUGUGUUAUUCCAAUAAUUGAGAUG